Molecule: messenger RNA, 507 nt
Organism: Dermacentor silvarum
Lineage: Eukaryota; Metazoa; Arthropoda; Arachnida; Ixodida; Ixodidae
Exons: 3
Coding region: 67-507 (146 amino acids)
Source: RefSeq, a predicted model, not a curated record
ACUUUCGAUCGAGAGGCCGUACACUCUCCCGACCGUCGACACCAGGGCUAGCAGUCUCCUUCGAGGAUGGACGUCGUGGCGGACAUCGUUGGAGCCGUUCGAGGCCGCAUAUUCGAGGUUUCCUUCGACGAGUACAUCGGGACUGUCAACGGGCUCUUCAACUUCUUGGAGAUCGUGGGCGGCAUGGCGGUGUACUUUAUGGUGGGCACACCGCAGACAAGAUCACAGGGGUGCCUGAGGGGUACUGCGUACACCUUCUUCUUCAAUGGCAUCUUCAUGAUAAUAUCGAGCUUCCUGAGCGCCACCUCUGCCCACUACCUUCCCACCAUAUUCUACUGCGUGGAUGGCGUCGUCGAGGGUGCUCCAUUGCCCGUCUCUGACGACGUGCCGACGUACCACUCCGUUGCGUCCAACAUCAGAGAGUUCAACAUGCCGUCACCCAUGGAGCCUCCGCAGCACCAGGCCGAGGAGGGUGACCAUUCGGCGUUGAUUGACCACUCGGUGUAG